AUGAGAGUUUUUUUAACCGGAGCAACUGGGUCAAUUGGAAGUUCAGUUCUUGAAAGUUUACUUUCUCAUGGCCAUGACGUCACUUGCACUGUAAGAAACGAAGAAAAGGGGCAAGUAAUAGCAAGUAAAGGCGAUAGAGCACAUUAUAUUAUAUUUGAUAUUAAUGGUAAUACUGCUCAUCAACUCGCCGAACUUGCAGUAGGCUAUGAUGCAAUUAUUGACUGUAUUCAGCAACCGUUCACGAAAGAGGGCGCUAUAGCAGAAGACAUUACCGUUGACGCUUUGAUACAAGCAGCUAAAAAGACAUCAGAAACUAAGCCUGUCACCUUUGUAUACACUGCAGGAAUUGGAGUUAUAGGAAAUACAACGAGUGUCAUAAAUGAAGACCAUGAUGAUACUUCCAAUAGUUGGGAAUUUUCAAAGCCAAGAAUCUUAAGAGAAAAAAAAGUUAUUAAUGCGAGCACGGAAAAUCUUCAUGGUGUUUCCCUUAGAGUAAGCUGGGUUUAUGGGAAAAGCUCUGUAGACCACUGGAUUCGAGCUUGUAAAUCCCAAAAUAAGAUUGUUGUUGCUAGUCAAAAAUAA
Molecule: messenger RNA, 582 nt
Organism: Blepharisma stoltei
Lineage: Eukaryota; Ciliophora; Heterotrichea; Heterotrichida; Blepharismidae
Source: the annotation of a GenBank genome assembly